Molecule: messenger RNA, 2138 nt
Organism: Physella acuta
Lineage: Eukaryota; Metazoa; Mollusca; Gastropoda; Physidae
Product: homeobox protein Hox-D3-like
Biological process (GO): regulation of transcription by RNA polymerase II
Cellular component (GO): nucleus
Molecular function (GO): RNA polymerase II cis-regulatory region sequence-specific DNA binding; DNA-binding transcription factor activity, RNA polymerase II-specific
Source: RefSeq, a predicted model, not a curated record
UCAAUAUUUACUGCAACAAAUUCAGCAAUUUGGGAUUAUUGUACCACCCCAGAUCAAGAAGACCAUAUCCAGAUUUUUGGACCAUUCUAAUCUAGAAAUCUAGAUUUCUAGAUCUAGAAUCUAGAUUUAAUCUAGACUAGACCUAGAGUAUUCUAGAGUCUAGAUCUUCAAAAUUAAGGCUUGGCGGUUGUAAAAUGCAGUCAAAGCCAACAGCCGACCCCACACCCUCUCACAAUGAUGACGAUUCAGACAUCAACAUCGAUGACGUCACCGAUGACGAAAGCUGUGACGUAGACGAUCGAUUAUCCCCCUCCAGCAGGGAUUCGAACUCCAAAUCGGAGGACGAGGACGGCGGUGACGCGCGAGCCUGCCACAAGGACUUGAAGGCUGGCUUUAAACAGGACGAUUGCUUGCAGGCGGCGACGUUACAAAACUCGCCGUUAAAAACGGACAUUCCCGAAGAUGACGUCACCACGUGUCAUGGACGUGAAGACCGACUGGUAGACUACCCGAGGACAGUGCCAGACUACCGGCACUUCGAGGCUCAGUUGAGGGAGGAGCGGUUACGUCACUCCACGUUCAUGGGUCAAGGUCACUGGACGGAGCUGUUGAACCAGCACCGACCACUUCACCCCCCACCCUUCGUGGUGCCUGGCCUGGCAGCGCCGGUCUCUCAGCGUCACGUGGUUUCCGUUGGUGGACACCACCACGAUCUAGGUCAGCGCUGUACUAGCCCGGAUGUAGCUCACCCUCAUGACAGUUUCACGGGCAGGGGUGGUCACGGCGGGCAGGAAACUGUGGACAACAGCAGACGUGAUGCAGGACUGGAACACUUACAUUCCCAGGGUAGCCUCCAGAUUUCAUCACCCCCGGGCCUGGGGGUGGGGACCCACAUCUCAGCCUUCUCAAAGACCAACGGCAGGAACUCGCCCCGCUCCCCCGCCUACCAGGACAGGUCAUUCUCCCACGCUGGCGUGUACCCACCUCUGAGGGAAAGUUCCCCACCCUCCCCGUCCCACGCCCACCACCACGCUGGCGUGUACCCACCCGUCAGGGAAAGGUCCCCACCCUCCCCGUCCCACGCCCACCAACAUACUGGCGUGUACCCACCCGUGAGGGAAAGGUCUUCACCCUCCCCGUCCCACGUCCACCACCACGCUGGCGUGUACCCACCCGUGAGGGAAAGGUCCCCACCCUCCCCGUCCCACGCCCACCACCACGCCAGCCAACCUUGGGAGCACAGACCACAUAAGAAAUUACGCACCAUAGAGGAGACGGUGACGUCAAAACAAGAUCCAAGCGACAUGUACCGACGUGACGUCACCGGCACGGCAGAUGAGAUACGCGACAUGACGUCACCUGGCCCCGCGUCAUCACCUGGAUCUCAGUUUAAUUACCUAAGAGAUUCCCCCACCGACAACCAGUCACGGCGCUACAGGACAGCCUUCACCAAGGACCAGAUCACCAAGCUCGAGCAGGAGUUCUCUAAGGAAAACUACAUAUCCCGCCCUAAGAGAUGCGAACUGGCGGCCUCCAUGAACCUUCCAGAGAGCACUAUCAAGGUGUGGUUCCAGAACAGACGCAUGAAAGACAAGCGGCAGAGACUGUCCCUAACCUGGCCGUACGGGAUAGCACCGGACCACCACCUGUACGCCUACCUCGCUGCGGCCGCGUCGGCUUCGUUCCCGCACGGUCCCCCGGGGUCGAGUCAACUGCCCAGUCAACCCGCCAGUCUUCUCUCUCUACUGUACCCCCGGGGCGCCCCCUACGUCAGCCCCGCCUACCAAAUGCCUCCAAUUUUCCCCUUUACUCCAGGAGACGCCCCAGGUGCCUCAAGUUUUUUAAAAUCCCAUAUCCCAGAACACGAACUGGCUUUCCACCCCGAGAAGCGAGCCAGUUUUGAUGACGUCAUGUUCAGGAAACCGUUACCCAGAAUUCCAGUGAACCCUUCAGGCGGGACUCCCCCCUUCCCAUUCAUGCUGCCAAUGUUUCCUUUCGGCAUCGACUGAGUUCCCGCAUCAUCCGGGGACAAACUGUCUAAAGCUGGACAUUGGGCCCGUGUAUCGUACCAACUCUCUAUCGCUGGACAUUGGGCCCGUGUGUCGUACCAACUCUCUAUCGCUGGACAUUGGGCCCGU